GGGGGGGGGGGGGGGGAAUGGGAAGAGACCAGGGAGCAGGCAGGCUCGUUUGCCUGAAUCCAUGGUGACGCGGUAGUCCUUGUCUGAAUUACUAACUCUAGACAUGCGCAGACAAAGAGGAAGGUCUCAAGCUUAUUUCUUCCGGGAACAGUUCCUGGUCGCUAGGGGGGGGCUCCACAUCCAUCUGUGGACUACUGUAGUAUUGUGGGUACAUAAGGCCAAAUGGAAGGCUGCAUGGCUGUGUGAAGGUGCCACCAGCGCUGCCCUCUUAGCAAAGUCCACAAUUAUUAUUGUGUUUAUCUUAUUUAUUUUAUUUAUUUUAUUUUUAUUGCUUUUUAGUCAGCGUGUUAAGUAUGUGGCACCAGAUUCCGACGUGAGUUUACUGGUGAGUGCGCUUUCAGUCUACGAAAUCAGUUGAUUUGGAGCAGUUUCUCUCCCCCCCCCCCUCACCCACCCUACCCUUUUUCUCAAAUCAUUGGCCUCAAGGCGUUUUGUCAAUGAUUCCUCAUCCUCGCGCAGUGUGACGGUCCCCUCCCAUUAUUACCUGCAGCAUGCCAGAGAUCCUCCACUUCCCUCCUUGAUGGAUGCUCCUCCCCGUUUGAUCUCCCUGUGAAUUGUGUGCGUUGAUGGGAAUGGAGAUUUGCUGGUGGGACAUGUUGGUGAGGUGAGGCAGGGAAUUUCAGCCAUUCCAGCCGGAGAGGGGGUUCAACCAACCUUUGAUAGUUUAGACUAUGGCAUCGUGGUCCGUGACUUAAAUACGCCAAGUCUAUGUGAUUAUCGACGCUUUUUCGUUGUGAACUUCGCGGUUGUCGGAGACGGCGAUGGCGUGGUCAAAUGCAUCGCGGCGACUUUGUAAAGCCCUUGGAGCAGAAGAUGUGCAUCACCGAAGUGGUAUGACAACCAGAAGGUUGUCAGGUUCUUGAAUUGGUAGUGGGGUUGGGGUCGUCGGUGGGGGGGUCUCACAAUGGCAGCUCUAUUUAACUGGUUGCCACAGCUGGCCAUGGGCGACGUAGCCAACGUGGGCCAGCUGGUUGGUAUCAACGCAGUGCAGUUGAUUGCCAUGAUAGUGAAAGCAGCAAAGAAUGCACGCAUGCACAAGAAGAACUGCCAGAAUUUCGCGCAGCAUCUGAAAUUGAUUAGCAACUUGCUGGAGCUGUUGAACCUGACGGAUCUCAAGCGGCGCCCCGAAUACCGAGAGCCGCUGGAGCAUCUGGAGCAAGCCCUGCGCAAGGCGGUGAUCCUUGUGGAGAGCUGCCGCGACAAGAGCUACUUGUAUCUCGUAGCCAUGGGGUGGGUAUAUGUCUCCAAGUUUCGAGAUUACCAGGACGAAAUCGACCGCUACCUCAAGCUGGUCCCUCUCAUCUCUCUCGUUGAAAACAGUCGGGAGCGUCUGCGAGCGAUUUCGAAGGACAAACGCUCGUACACGAUGGAAGAUUCGGAGGUGAAGAUGCAACAGACACUUUUGAAGCCCCAGCACUCCAAGAGAGACUCCCUCCGUUUGUCCAGACAGUUGUCACGCCGCUACCCUGGAUUGCCAUUGGACGUCGCCUUGCGGGAAGAGAAUGCUAAGCUACGAAAAGAGCUGGACCAUAUGAAGGCUUGCAAGGAAGUAGAGGACUGCAACGUGAUUAAACACCUAAUCGACUUCACAGAAGCUACUGUGGCUGACCCUGUGAUCCUGGGGGAAGCCAUGUUGCAAAUUCGUGAGGAAGAGGAGGAGGAACGAGAGGAGAUACCGCAGAAGUCUCGCUCUGUCACGGAAACGCAGAGGAAAGAGUCGUCGCAGCGUCACAUCAAACAUCCAAAACCUUCGUUGCCAGGCUACCCUCCUGAACAGAAGCUUAUGUACGAUGGUGCGGCAAGGAAGGAUUCUUCAUUCCCGUCGUCGCGCUGUAGUAGCAUCCGGAGCAACUACCAGAUCGAAGAAGACUGGCACCAUGGCCUCUGCGAUUGUUGCAUUGAGCCCUGCUUAUGUAUGGAAACGUUUUGCUACCCUUGCGAGACAUUUACUCUCGUUGCAGAGACCGCUACUGAUGGCGAAACCUCUCAAGACACUGCUUGUCAUCUAUUGGCGUUCCAUUCUCUUUACGGUGGCUGCUAUUGCUACACUUGUUGCAUACGUCGAAAGGUCCGGCAGCGUUUCAAUAUCCCGGUAAGUUCUGUAGCGUUGUAAAACUUUA
Physcomitrium patens is the source of this 2180-nucleotide messenger RNA. The record is from RefSeq and is a predicted model, not a curated record. NCBI's taxonomy places the organism in Eukaryota, Viridiplantae, Streptophyta, Bryopsida, Funariales, Funariaceae.